Meleagris gallopavo (turkey) is the source of this 2924-nucleotide messenger RNA. RefSeq names its product D-glutamate cyclase (gene DGLUCY). NCBI's taxonomy places the organism in Eukaryota, Metazoa, Chordata, Aves, Galliformes, Phasianidae. The record is from RefSeq and is a predicted model, not a curated record. Gene Ontology annotation, molecular function: D-glutamate cyclase activity. Gene Ontology annotation, biological process: glutamate metabolic process.
GCGGCGGGGGGAUCUCAGCGGCGCCCCGCCGUGCGUGGGGGGAAGGGAGGCGGCCUCCCAGCAGCAACGUCAGGACAGCGAAGGCAGGGGCAGGGAGGAGCAGUGAAGGGGGGGUUCCCGGAGGGCGAUAGGCUGCGAGCCUCCCCUCAGAGAAGGCGUGUGCGAGCCCACGCGGCACGGAUGGAGUCAGGUCGCGCUGCCCACCUCCUUGAGCCGAGGCAGCGGGAGAGCAGCUGCCCGCGCGGCACGCCGUUCUUGUUUGUUUUUCCAUUUGUUGAAGUUGAAUAAGCACUUCAUGUCAUCUUAAAUGAAAGCAACCUCUGGUAGAUCAUUUGCUCUCUCUUCUUACUGCAGCUGGCCGAACAGAUGCUUUUGACUGGAGGUUUGAAAUCUCUCCUUCCUCAUUUGCGAAGAAGAAUAAUUCAUUGCAGCAGAGUUCAUAACAGUAACAUUUCUGGAAUGGCAGAAGGCUAUAAACAGGCCAGUGUCGCGAUUUUGCACAAGUCCCUUGCUGAUGACUUCGAGAAGUUCUGCCAUGCAAACAGUGGAGUGCUGCCACUGCUAUACAGAAGUAAACCAGGGGAAUGGAAGUGUCCUCUGAAUAGCGAUUCUGAUAUCAGAACUGACUGCCUGCAGUACAGAAAGUAUGAGUACGGAGAUUUUACUGGAUGUCUAAAAAGUCUAAAGGAUUAUUCUGAACAACUGAAGGACAUGGUGGCUUUCUAUAUAGGCUGCAGCUCUAAUUUUGAAAAUGUACUUCAAGCUGCUGGCAUUCCUGUAAGAAAUGUUGAACAAAAAUGUAGUGUAAGCAUGUAUAAGACAGCUGUGCCAUGCUACACUAUUUCUACUUUUUGCUGCAACUUAGUUGUCACAAUGAGACCAAUUCCUGAAAGCAAAUUGGAAGCAGCUGUGCUAGCAACAUCUGAAUUAAAAGAAGAAAAUAAUGGAGCACCAAUUCACAUUGGUAACCCCGGUCUGCUGGGAAUACGAGAUCUUUCCAAGCCAGACUACGGAGAUCCAGUUCACCUUCACCCUGGUGAUAUCCCUGUGUUUUGGGCCUGCAGUGUAACAGGAAUAGAAGCAGUCAUCAACUGCAGAUCUCCAUUGGCUUUUACUAAUUCUUCUGGCUGCAUGUUCAUUACUGACCUGAAGAAUGACAGUGUUACACUCGGAUCCUCAAGAGAAGUCCCACAAGUCCACUGCAUUUCACAGGAUCCUUUGCGUUAUAGUAUGGUAUCUGCAGAAGCAGCAAAAAAGAUAAGGACUCUAGAGAGCCUAAUUGGAAUAGAUCCAGGCAAUCGUGGCAUCCUUCAUUUACUCCGCCCUGGUGAGCUGCUGAAGGCCUGCCUGUCCCUGUCCCAUGCUCAGCACGUGUUGGUAACCACUGGGUUUCCCACCCACUUCAGUUACGAGCCGCCAGAAGAGAACGACGGGCCCCCAGGAGCCCUUGCUAUUGCAGCCAUGUUGCAGGCCUUGGAGAAAGAUGUAGCCAUAGUAACAGAUCGGAGAGCCAUGGAUCUGAAUGAAAAGAUUAUUAAAGAGGCUGUGCAAAUAGGAGUCCUGAAGGAACCUGUGCCCCUACUGAGUUAUCAGAGGGAAAGUGCUGAUUCAGCUUUAACAUUUCUGUGUGAGAAUGGGAAUCCCAGAAGACCUAGAUUUGAUCACCUGAUAGCAAUAGAGCGUGCUGGGAUAGCUGCUGAUGGCAAUUACUACAACGCCAGGAAAGUUAAUAUUAAACAUCUUGUGGAUCCCAUAGAUGAACUAUUUUUAGCUGCACAAACCAUUCCAGGAAUAACAACAACAGGUGUUGGAGAUGGAGGAAAUGAAUUAGGAAUGGGUAAGGUAAAAGAUGCUGUGAAGAAGCACAUAAAAAAUGGAGAUGUUAUAGCUUGUGAUGUUGCAGCUGACUUUGCUGUUGUAGCUGGCGUCUCUAACUGGGGAGGCUAUGCCAUUGCUUGUGCUCUGUAUAUUCUCAGCACCUGUGAAAUACAUAAUCGCUAUCUGAGGAGAGCUGUUGGGUUUUCACAGUCACCAAAGAAGACAGCCUGGCUGUCGGCACUUCCAUCAGUUACAAAGGAAGAAAAGCUUCUGAAAGCACUUAUACAGCUUGAGGUCCGCAGUGGAGUAUCUGCCAGCCUGGAAAUGGAGGUGGACGCACUGCCCUUCUACAACACCCAUUCAACCAUGAUUGAAAAUCUGCUGCGGGAGGUGCAGCACUGACUGCUUCCUACUGAUUUCUACAUCAGGAGAUGAUACUAUGUCAUUUCUUUAUGUCCCAAGCUCUUGCAAGGUAAAAAAGGAUCAGAAAAAGAUGAGUCUGUGUCUCUUAACUCUCUUUCAUCUCUGGUGUCUUGUCAGUGCACAACUUUGUAUUAUUGCCUUUACAAAAUUUCUGUGAAAUGGGAAGGAGCUAUCAUGAUGAUUCAGUCUACCUUUCUUUCAUGUGAUUUUAUAAUGGAUAUUAAAAGAUAUUACAUACUAAGUGGUGAUCUGGCUUUUACAAAGAAAUCUUCUCAUUAAAAUGAAAUACGAUUGCAUUGCUGUUCCUGUUUUACUAACCUCAUAACUGCAACAGGAAGUAAGUCUUGUAGCAACUUGGAUUUAAAAAUACCCUAUGGUGGGGAGAACAGCUGCGGUGGAGUGUUCAAAACAAAACAAAAACCUGCAAGUGUUAAAGUGUUACAGCAGUAAAAAUUGUUAAAUACAGCUCUUUUGUACACUUCUUCCUAUAGUCCCUCUAGCACCAUCUUCUCAUGCUGGUGGGUCAGUGGUGGAAAUGUGAUGAGGUGAGGAGAGGGCUUUAAUGAGAGUAAGGGCAGCCUUGCAGACUUUCUUUGUAAGGAGGAGGCUGUACUGAUCGCCUCCUUUAUGUUACGAGUUUACCAUUUGUAAAUUUUGUCCCUUUCUGCGUAAUACAGAAAUAU